Messenger RNA from Staurois parvus, 2142 nucleotides. The record is from the annotation of a GenBank genome assembly. Lineage: Eukaryota; Metazoa; Chordata; Amphibia; Anura; Ranidae.
AUGGGCAAAAUCGUCUACAGCUGGAUGAUCCGCAGGGACCCCAAGAUUCCAGGAACAGUGGUCCGAUCCAGCACCAUCCCAGAACAGCUCGGACGAAUCUCCUAUUUACUGACUGACAAAACAGGAACGCUGACUCAGAAUGAGAUGGUCUUCAAGCGACUUCACCUGGGUACAGUAGCAUAUGGGAUGGACACCAUGGAUGAAGUACAGAGCCAUAUAUUCAGUGUAUACACACAGGUAUGUACAAUGAAAUGUCCCUUCAGCCCCUCACAGGAUCCACCAGCCCAGAAAGGUGGGACCACCAAAGUGCGGAAGACGAUGAGCAGUCGCGUGUACGAGGCCGUAAAAGCCAUCGCGCUUUGUCAUAAUGUCACGCCAUCUUACGAAUCCAAUGGGGUGACAGACCAGGCCGAGGCUGAGCGCCAGUUUGAGGAUUCCUGUCGGGUAUACCAGGCAUCCAGCCCCGAUGAGGUGGCCCUGGUACAAUGGACAGAAAGUGUGGGCCUGACACUGGUGGGAAGAGACCAAUCCUCCACGCAGCUGAGGACACCAGGUGGCCAGAUCAUGAAUUUCACCAUCCUUCAGAUAUUCCCUUUCACCUAUGAAAGCAAGAGGAUGGGGAUCAUUGUCCGGGAAGACUCCACAGGGGAAAUCACAUUCUACAUGAAGGGGGCAGAUGUGGUGAUGGCAGGAAUUGUGCAGUACAAUGAUUGGCUGGAGGAGGAAUGCGGCAAUAUGGCUCGAGAAGGGCUCCGGGUCUUAGUUGUGGCCAAAAAGUCCCUGACGGAGGAGCAAUAUCAGGAUUUCGAGGCACGUUAUGUUCAGGCGAAACUUAGUGUUCAUGACCGCUCACUGAAAGUGGCCACCGUGAUAGAGAGCCUGGAAAUGGAAAUGGAGCUGCUGUGUCUGACUGGAGUAGAAGACCAACUGCAAGCUGAUGUCCGCCCUACUCUGGAGACGUUACGGAACGCCGGCAUGAAGGUCUGGAUGCUGACUGGGGACAAGUUAGAGACCGCAACCUGCACAGCGAAGAAUGCACAUUUGGUGACCAGAAACCAGGACAUACACAUAUUCCGAUCUGUCACAAACAGAGGAGAAGCCCACCUGGAGCUAAAUGCAUUUAGGAGAAAGCACGACUGCGCCUUGGUUAUAUCUGGGGACUCCUUAGAGGUGUGUCUGAAGUAUUAUGAAUACGAAUUUAUGGAAUUGGCCUGUCAAUGCCCUGCUGUCGUGUGUUGUCGCUGUGCUCCCACCCAGAAGGCUCAGAUCGUGCGGCUGCUGCAAGAAAGGACAGGGAAGCUGACCUGCGCCGUGGGUGAUGGAGGGAAUGAUGUGAGCAUGAUCCAGGAAGCUGACUGUGGGGUUGGUGUGGAAGGAAAGGAAGGGAAGCAAGCAUCCUUGGCUGCAGACUUCUCUGUCACUCAGUUUAAACACCUGGGCCGCCUCCUGAUGGUACAUGGAAGGAACAGUUACAAGAGAUCAGCAGGCCUUAGCCAAUUUGUCAUCCACCGGAGUCUCUGUAUAAGCACAAUGCAGGCCGUAUUCUCCUCUGUGUUUUACUUUGCCUCAGUUCCCCUCUACCAAGGAUUCCUCAUAAUUGGGUAUUCCACUAUCUACACCAUGUUUCCUGUCUUCUCUCUGGUUCUCGAUAAAGAUGUCAAGUCUGAGGUGGCUAUGUUGUAUCCUGAGCUGUACAAAGAUCUACUAAAGGGACGGCCAUUGUCGUAUAAGACUUUCCUCAUAUGGGUUCUGAUCAGCAUUUACCAAGGGAGUAUAAUCAUGUAUGGUGCUUUGCUGCUGUUCGAGUCGGAGUUUGUCCACAUCGUGGCCAUUUCCUUCACGUCCCUGAUCCUGACUGAACUACUAAUGGUAGCACUGACCAUUCAGACGUGGCACUGGUUGAUGAUCGUGGCAGAGCUCCUCAGUCUGUCCUGUUACAUCGCUUCCCUUGUGUUCUUACACGAGUUCAUAGGUUCUGAUUUAACCCUAUUUUUGUGUACUGCAGAUGUUUACUUCAUCACAACCCUGUCCUUUCUCUGGAAAGUGACUGCCAUCACGCUGGUCAGCUGUCUUCCUCUUUAUGUCCUAAAAUACCUGCGACGAAAAUUCUCUCCCCCCAGCUAUUCCAAGUUAACAACCUAG